UAUUGGAAGCAAAACCGAGAGAGAUGGACCGAGAAUGGGGUUCGAAGCCUGGGAGCGGUGGCGCCGCCUCCGUCCAAAAUGAGGCUAUCGACCGCCGUGAGCGGUUGCGAAGGCUAGCUCUUGAGACUAUUGAUCUUGCCAAAGAUCCCUAUUUCAUGCGCAAUCAUCUCGGAAGCUAUGAGUGUAAACUGUGCUUAACACUGCACAAUAAUGAAGGGAAUUACUUGGCGCACACACAGGGGAAACGGCAUCAGACUAAUUUGGCUAAGAGAGCUGCUCGCGAGGCGAAAGAUGCGCCUGCACAGCCUCAGCCUCAUAAGCGUAAAGUUAAUCUCCGCAAGACAGUUAAGAUUGGCCGGCCUGGCUACCGAGUGACAAAGCAGUUCGAUCCGGAGACAAAGCAAAGAUCUCUGCUAUUCCAGAUUGAAUAUCCUGAAAUCGAAGAUAAUACAAAACCAAGACAUCGAUUUAUGUCAUCCUUUGAGCAGAGGGUCCAAUCUUUUGACAAAAGAUACCAAUAUCUUCUGUUUGCAGCUGAACCAUAUGAAACUAUAGGAUUCAGGGUUCCGAGUACCGAAAUUGAUAAAUCUACUCCCAAGUUUUUCUCUCACUGGGAUCCUGAUUCCAAAAUGUUUACGUUGCAAUUAUACUUCAAGACGAAGCCUCCAGAGACAAAUAAACCUCCAUCAGCUGCAGCAACUAAUGGAACAUCAGCUCCUGGUGUCCCUCCACCACCACCUCCACCCUCUGCUCCUAUGGGAAAUCCGCCAAGGGGUCCACCGCCUGGUUCUUUGCCGCCACCUCCGCCAAUGGGAAAUGGACCGAGGCCUAUGCCACCUGGUGGCAACCUACCUGCACCACCUCCUCCUCCGGUUGGUGGUGGUAUGCCAAACUUUACACCUAGGCCUCCAAUGCCACCACCACCACAAGGGUUUCAAGGGCAGCAAAUGCAGAAUCACGGGCUUCACCCACUACCACCGCUGCCACCCCAGUAAUCCAUACUGCAUAGAAAUGUAACGGAACAAAUAACCGAAGUUGCUGAGUCUGCAGAACAAGGUUUCUGGGCGAGUUCAUGAUCCAUGACCCAUAGGAAAGUAGGUUCCAAAUUAUCAAUCAUGGUUCCAUUUUAAAUGGGAAAAAGAUGCGUUUACGAAAGGUGUCACUGUAUUGUUUUGUCGAGCGAGUGCUCUUUGAAACUGGACUAAUAAGUCAUGGUAGAUGGUUAAUAUUGCUGCUGCCUUUGUACAGAAGACUUGAGUUUGAGUCCUUACUUUUCAGCUUAACUUUUGGGUUUCU
Molecule: messenger RNA, 1296 nt
Organism: Cynara cardunculus var. scolymus (artichoke)
Lineage: Eukaryota; Viridiplantae; Streptophyta; Magnoliopsida; Asterales; Asteraceae
Product: splicing factor 3A subunit 2-like
Exons: 7
Coding region: 24-995 (323 amino acids)
Biological process (GO): spliceosomal complex assembly
Cellular component (GO): nucleus; U2-type prespliceosome; U2 snRNP
Molecular function (GO): zinc ion binding; nucleic acid binding
Source: RefSeq, a predicted model, not a curated record